Molecule: messenger RNA, 2038 nt
Organism: Bufo gargarizans (Asiatic toad)
Lineage: Eukaryota; Metazoa; Chordata; Amphibia; Anura; Bufonidae
Product: ADP-ribosylation factor 6-like
Exons: 2
Coding region: 168-695 (175 amino acids)
Biological process (GO): intracellular protein transport; vesicle-mediated transport
Cellular component (GO): cytoplasm
Molecular function (GO): GTPase activity; GTP binding
Source: RefSeq, a predicted model, not a curated record
UGGCAGUGCGCUGGGUGGGCGUGUUAGUGCGCAUGCGCGACUGGUUUCGGUGUGGUUCUGCUGCCCGCCGCCCUUCCGAUUCCGGAUCAAGAGCCGGGACCCGUAGAGAGCCAGCAUCAGCUGUGACACAGGGGCAAUCCCAGCUGUAUGGACUCUAAGCCACCAUCAUGGGGCAUAUGCUAUCCAGGGUGUUUGGGAACAAAGAGAUGCGAAUAUUGAUGUUGGGCCUAGAUGCGGCCGGGAAGACGACCAUCCUGUACAAGCUAAAGCUGGGACAGUCCGUCACAACCAUUCCCACGGUCGGCUUCAACGUGGAGACGGUGACCUAUAAGAAUGUCAAGUUCAACGUAUGGGACGUUGGCGGCCAGGACAAGAUCCGUCCCCUGUGGCGGCACUAUUACACAGGCACACAGGGCCUCAUCUUUGUGGUGGACUGUGCCGACCGAGAUCGCAUCGAUGAGGCGAGGCAAGAACUCCACCGCAUCAUUAACGACCGGGAAAUGAGGGAUGCCAUCAUUCUGAUUUUCGCCAAUAAACAGGACCUGGUGGAUGCCAUGAAGCCUCAUGAAAUCCAGGAAAAGCUGGGACUAACCCGCAUAAGGGACAGGAACUGGUACGUCCAGCCAUCUUGUGCCAACACUGGAGAGGGACUGUACGAGGGCCUCAUGUGGCUAACAUCAAACUACAAAUCCUAAAAUUCCUCUUUUUAUGGUGAUUUAUUUUUUUAAUAUAUACGAUUUUUUUGGUUUUCUCCUCUCUUUUUGAUUUUAUCGGUUUAGCAGAGGAGCUUCGAAGGAGCGAUCCUCCUCGACCAAACGUGUCUGACCCGUUUUGUUACGUAAUGGAAGUUGAAAGGGAGUUGCGGGGCUGCGAGGGACAUUGCUCGUUCGCCGACAGCCCCCUGCGAUAUUUGCCUUAAUAAGUAGUGUGCAGCGAUUAACACGGAGGAGCGUGCGCUCUUCCUUUCAGACCUCAGCAACCAAGGCUUUGUCUGUCUCCCUAAUAUUAGCAACAAAAAAAGGGCUGAUUACCUCUUGCUCAGCAGCGUAAAUCACACGGCAGCCCGCUAUUUAGAUAUCAUUUCCGACCAAAAUGGAAUAAAUGGCAAUUGGCAACGCCUGGGCAGGAUGAAUGUUUCAGUGUUACGGUCGCCUCCGAACAUGUCGUUUCUCAUACUGGUGCCUGUACUGUCAAGCGCUUGGUCAACUCUUAAAGGGGCUGUCCUACAUGUCUUAUCAUGGCACAGGGAGGUUCUCCAGCUCAGAACAUCCCUCCAUUCCGCCCACGGUCAAUGACCUUCCUUUCCACAUACGUUUUCCAGUUGAUCUGACCAUCGUUCCAUUUCCUAGCCCAAGACAUUCCCUCUACUCGUACCUUUACGUUGUUUUUUUUUUUUAGGUUUCUCCACUUGACCAGUGCGUAGAUAGAUUUAAACUCGAGUUCCCGUCUCUAAAAUAUAAACCCGCCUGUUGUGUUGGUAGGUUGGAACAUGACACGUUAAGUGGCUGAGACUUGCGGUGGCCUUUACCCCAUCGACAACACCACUCCCUCCUUAGGGACAUUUGCACACUAAGCCUUUAUAUUUGGAAGCUCUGCAUUAGGAGCUUCUCGUCACUUUCGGCACUGGCCGCCCAUCGUUGACAGGCAUGAGACAGAAUAAUGGAAUCUGACACGGCUGCACUUGACUGUAUGGACCAGGACCUGUGUCCUUUCAUGGUGUUAAUAGUUUUUUGCCAUGUCUUCAGUGUAUGGUUAUAAUGCAGUGUUGAUUACGAGGCCAACAUACGUUGUUUUUUUUGUUUGUUUUUUCCAUUAUUUUGUCUGGCUCAGUCUUCCAGCCCGCAACCGGGCAAUAGCGUCUGACAUUAGCCCUGACACCGGGUUAAAUCUUUCCUGCUGAGCUAUGCAGCCUCCCUCUUUUAUUUCUGCCCUCCUGUCCAGCGCACUAAUGCCUCUCCUGCUCCAAAAACUGUUUUACUUUCGAUAGGACUUUGUUCCAUGUUAUACUGCUUCAACUGAUCAAUAAAAGCUCAAUAAC